This is a messenger RNA of Cornus florida, 339 nucleotides long. RefSeq lists its product as uncharacterized. NCBI's taxonomy places the organism in Eukaryota, Viridiplantae, Streptophyta, Magnoliopsida, Cornales, Cornaceae. Bases 1 to 339 code for a protein of 112 amino acids. The transcript has a single exon. The record is from RefSeq and is a predicted model, not a curated record.
AUGUCGAAUGUCUUUAGUCCACUUGCUGCUAAACUUAGGGACAACAAAUUAACCAGGUCAAACUAUGUUGACUGGAAAAAAAAUCUUCACAUUGUACUUACUGCACAAGAGUACAAAUUUGUGCUCACUCAAGAGUGCCCUCCUAUGCCUGGCCCUGAUGACAGCCAGGAGUUAAAAGAAAUGUAUGAGAAGUGGCAAAAAGCUGAUGAAAUAGCUAAGUGCUAUAUUUUAGCUUCGAUGUCAAACGUUUUACAACAUCAGCAUCAGUCUUUUGUCACUGCUCAUGACAUUUUGCUGAACCUUAAGGAAAUGUUUGGGGAACAAAGUAGAGCGGUAUGA